Molecule: messenger RNA, 4534 nt
Organism: Syngnathus acus (greater pipefish)
Lineage: Eukaryota; Metazoa; Chordata; Actinopteri; Syngnathiformes; Syngnathidae
Product: TBC1 domain family member 9B
Exons: 23
Coding region: 222-3782 (1186 amino acids)
Molecular function (GO): calcium ion binding
Source: RefSeq, a predicted model, not a curated record
AUUUGUCUUCCUCUUCUGCUGCUUUUGGUCUUUUACCCCUUCCCUUUCGUCAUUGUCUUUUAUUCUCCUUUUUCUUCUUUUACAAAGUCAAACGGGUUAUGUCUACUCUCAUUGUACGUGUCGUCCGGAUGGACUUUGGUAGAACACAGCAGCGACUGUUUAUGUCUGUGGGUGCGCGUGCGCGGGCACGGGCACGCGCGCGAUGACCGCUUGUUGAAUGAAUGCGUGAAAGAGCGAAUGGACGUCGGCAGCCAUGUUGGGCUUGCCGGUCUGCUGAUGGACACGAACUUGUUACUCGCUGGUACCAAGAGGCUGAGUGGGCGCGUCUUGGUACCAACAUAAAAAGUUCUGGAUACCCUUCAUAUUGGUCCCAAAACAUUAGGAGCUCUUGCAACAAACGAGUAGUACAAAUCGGAUCUUCAAUCGGUCUACUGGUGGGGACUCUGGAUGUGGUUCUGGACUCCAGCGCCAGGGUGGCCCCCUACAGGAUCCUCCUCCAAACGGCCGACUCGCAGAUCUUCUGGAACGUUGCCUGCGGUUCCUCGCGCAAGGAGAUUACAGAGCACUGGGAUUGGCUGGAGGCGAACCUGCUGCAGACAGUCGCCACUUUCGACAAUGACAGCGACGUCGCCACGUUCGUCAGGGGCAAGAUUUCCGGCCUGAUCGCAGAGGAGAAGCGGGCCACGACGGGCCACGACGGGCAGGAAGAGGAUUGCAGUAAGUUCCAGGAAGCCCAGCUGAAGAUGCGCAAACUGUUUGGGAUGCCCGAAGAGGAGAAGCUGGUCAACUACUACUCGUGCAGCUACUGGAAAGGUCGCGUGCCGCGGCAGGGCUGGCUCUACCUGUCUGUCAAUCACCUCUGCUUCUACUCCUUCCUACUGGGCAAGGAAGUCACUCUGGUGGUCCCGUGGACAGAAGUGACCCAGCUGGAGAAGAACGCCACCCUGUUGUUCCCGGAAAGCGUUCGUGUGAGAACUCGGGUCGGGGAGCACUUCUUCUCCGUGUUCCUCAACAUCAACGACACCUUCAAGUUGAUGGAGCAGCUGGCCAACAUGGCCAUGCGGCAGCUGCUGGACAACGAGGCCUUCGCCGCCGACCUCUCGCUGCCCAAACCCCGCAAGACCCUCAAGAACGUCUCCGCCCUCAAGAGGGAUCUGGACGCGCGGGCCAAGAACGAGCGUUACCGGAGCACCUUCCGUCUGACGCAGGACGAGCGUCUGGACGGACACACGGACUGCACGCUGUGGACGCCCUUCGCCAAGAUGCACGUGGUGGGCCAGCUCUUCAUCUCCAACAACUACAUCUGCUUCCGGAGCCGAGAAGAAGACCUGUGCCAGCUCAUCAUCCCGCUCAGAGAGGUUUCCAUCGUGGAGAAGGCGGACAGCAGCAGCGUUCUGCCGUGUCCCGUGUCCAUCAGCACCAAGAACAAAAUCAACUUCCUGUUUGCCAACCUUAAAGAUCGGGACUUCCUGGUCCAGCGCAUCUCCGACUUCCUGCAGAGGACUCCCGACGACAGCUCGUGGGGGGACGUCAGUCCUCUGGCGGCCGCGGCAUCUUCCGGCGGCGCCAAGGAGCGCCACUAUCACCCCGACGUGCCCACGGCCACACAAGGACUUCUGCAACUUUACCACAAAGACGCUCCAGAGGACCUGGGACCCAAAGCUAUGAAGGAGAAGAUGAAGGAGGAGGCGUGGAACAUCCACUUUUCCGAGUUUGGCCGCGGAGUCUGCAUGUACAGGACGUCCAAAAGCCGAGAAUUAGUCCUGGGCGGCAUUCCGGAAAGGCUCCGAGGAGAACUCUGGUUGCUCUUCUCAGGAGCGCGCAACGAGAUGUCCAUGCACGCCGGUUACUACGGCGACCUGGUGGAGCGGGCGGCGGGCCUGUGCUCUUUGGCCACGGAGGAGAUCGAGCGGGACCUGCACCGCUCCAUGCCCGAGCACCGAGCCUUCCAGAACGAGACGGGCAUCGGCGCCCUGCGCCGCGUCCUGACGGCCUACGCCCACAGGAACCCGGGCAUCGGCUACUGCCAGGCCAUGAACAUCGUGACGUCGGUGCUGCUGCUGUACUGCACUGAGGAGGAGGCCUUCUGGCUGCUGGUGGCGCUCUGCGAGCGCAUGCUGCCCGACUACUACAACACCAGGGUCGUGGGCGCUCUGGUGGACCAGGGGGUGUUUGAAGACCUGACCCGGGCCUUCCUGCCCCUGUUGUACCAGCACAUGCAGGAUCUGGGCGUCAUCUCCACCAUCAGCCUGUCGUGGUUCCUCACCCUCUUCCUGUCCGUCAUGCCCUUCGACAGCGCCGUGGUCCUGGUCGACUGCUUCUUCUACGAGGGCAUCAAAGUCAUCUUCCAGGUGGCGCUGGCAGUGCUCCACGACAACAUGGACGCCUUGUUGGCCUGCAGCGACGAGGGCGAAGCCAUGACCGUCCUGGGAAGGUACCUGGACCACGUGGUGAACAAGCAGAUCGCCACGCCGCCUGUCCCCCACCUGCACGCCCUCCUCACCGGCGGAGACGAGCCGCCGCCCGAGAUUGACAUCUUCGAACUCGUCCAGUCCUCCUAUGAGAAGUUCAGCGGCCUUCGCUCCGAUGUCAUCGAGCAGAUGAGGUUCAAGCAGAGGUUAAAGGUGAUCCAGUCUCUGGAGGACACGGCAAAACGGAGCGUGGUGCGAGCCAUGGUGACCGAGUCGGCCUUCGGCAUGGAGGAGUUGGAGGAGCUCUACUGCCUCUUUAAGGCCCGGCACAUGAGCAGCCGCUACUGGGGCUCGGGCGGCACUGCGGCGGAGCGACACGACCCUAGCCUGCCCUACCUGGAGCAGUACCGCAUCGACGCCGCUCAGUUCUCGCAGCUCUUCUGCGCCCUGGCCGCCUGGCGCUGCGCCGGGCACGCGCCCGUCCUGGCCGGCCGACUCUUCAGGACGCUGGAUCGCGACCGCGACGGCCUGGUCAACUUCAAGGAGUUUGUCACGGCGCUCAGUGGGAUGUACCACGGCGACAUGACAGACAAGCUCAAGCUGCUUUACAAGCUCCACCUGCCGCCUGCUCUGUGUCCCGAGGAGGCGGAGUCCGCGCUGGAGGCUGCAAACUUCUUCACCGAUGACACGCCUAAAGAAUCGUCCGUCUUGUCUCUUAAAGACAGUUUUGCACCGCAGCAAGUGACAGCAGGUGAGGACGCCAACGCCGAGUCUGACGGCAGCAGCGAGGAGAAGAAAGAGGACUACAGGUACUACCUGCGGAUGUGGGCCAAAGAGAAGGAGCCCAAACAGGAAUCCAUCAAAGAUCUUCCUCGGAUGAACCAGGAGCAGUUCAUCGAGCUGUGCAAGUCUCUGUACAACAUGUUCAGUGAAGAGGAGCACGAUGAGCAGCAGCUCUACCACGCCAUCGCCACCGUCGCCAGCCUGCUGCUUCGCAUCGGCGAAGUCGGAAAGAAGUUCAACAACGGCGACAGGCAGGGCGCGGCCGGACGGCAGGCGCCGGCCGACAUCCGCCCGGAGGAGGCCCGAGACGACACGUCGGCGUCAUCGUUCUCCACGCUGAGCGAUGACGCAUCGUCGGCCGAUGAAGGCGGCGAGGGGCCGAGGAGGAGGCGGGUCAGCGUAGCCGACGCCGAUUGGUCCGUCACCUUCGAGCAGGUUCUGGCGUCCAUGUUGACCGAGCCUGCGCUGGUGGACUACUUUGAGAGGAAGAGAAGCAUCCAGGCCCGUAUUGCCGCUUGCCAGACACGCCGGGCGGCGGAGCGUCAGAGCAGCUCUGCCUCUUCGGACCGCGAACGUGGCGACACUUGACCUCUGGCCUUCUCGCGCGUCCUGGUGCUUCACGUUACUGGCAGCUGCCUGGCUGUUCCUCUUUUGCAAUAAAAGACCCACAGUAAGGGUGGGUGGUUAUGGCAAACAUUCUUUUUCCUCAAACAAAUACCCAUUUUCUAUGGAAGCGUACUGUUGCCGGCUGCCACCCAAGAAACAAAACAAAAGUGAUGUGAUAAGUGUCCCGCGUUUCAAUGGCCGAAGUAGUCCUUAGCGCUAUACUAAUGGGCAAAACAAGACAGAGCAAUUCCUUCUGGUUCAGCUCAGUAGUUCAGAAUUCGCACUGUAUAAUCAUCAUCAUCGUGUUCCAAAAGAUUUCCUUUUUAUUUCAAAUAAAUUUAUCAUGUUUAAAUGUGACAUUGAACUUUUUCUAGUGUGGCAGCAGAAUGUUUCAGUAGUUUUCUCUGUGUUAAAAAUUGAACUUUUGGGCAUUUUUCCCCUGUUUCUGCAAACGUUUCAUCUGAAAUACAAAUCUUAUUGGUCUGGGGGUUGGAAAAAAAAUAAUCCAUUUGGGUUUCAGACCAAAAAGAACAGACUCGUGAAAGGCUGAGAUUUGAUUUGCCACAAACUUCGCAAAAUGCAAAUUUGAGAAGAAUGUCUUUUAAUGUGAAAGAGACGUGAUCUCGUUUCCUGUUGGAUGGAAAUGCUCGUGUGACGUUUUAAGUGACUGAAAUUUGAUAAAUAAAUGUGGAGCGCUCUGUUGUUUGCGUGGUGGCCAAUAAAUAAUAAACAAA